Molecule: messenger RNA, 6382 nt
Organism: Aedes aegypti (yellow fever mosquito)
Lineage: Eukaryota; Metazoa; Arthropoda; Insecta; Diptera; Culicidae
Gene: bi
Product: optomotor-blind protein
Exons: 10
Coding region: 3918-6044 (708 amino acids)
Biological process (GO): regulation of transcription by RNA polymerase II; cell fate specification; positive regulation of DNA-templated transcription
Cellular component (GO): nucleus
Molecular function (GO): RNA polymerase II cis-regulatory region sequence-specific DNA binding; DNA-binding transcription factor activity, RNA polymerase II-specific
Source: RefSeq, a predicted model, not a curated record
AUAGUCAUCGUAUAGAGUCGUCGCCGUCGUGAUCGUCGUUGAAUGUCGUCGGUCGAUGCUUACUUGGAUGAAAAGCAGCCGUGAGUUCGCGGGGAGAAUCUUGUUCCGUGCCGUUCCUCUGCGUUUCGGCAAUAUCUCAGUAGCCGUCGCUAGAAUUUCUCGUCGCGGUGGGCAGCAGAUAGCAAGCCUGGACUGGUGUAGUGUGGAUUCACACGCGCCUUGCUUGCGCUCUUUCUCUCGUGACACAAGCGCGUCGCACAAAUAUCAAUAAUAAUACCAAAAAAAAACUCAACAGCAUAAGCAACACAUUUUAACACAUAAGCUGGCUGCUGUUCCCCGCGUAUCACUCUGCAUGGAAAUCUUUUGCACUUGGACCGUUUACACCGAGAGCGGCGCGUUGACCAGAUCGCAGUUCUGUGUGUGAAAUUCGUACGGCGACGCGUCGUCAAUUUCGCUCCUCGUUCGCGUCGCCUACUUUGGUGGGAUUUCGGUUUUUUCGGUGGACGACUUUGGCGUGCUCUGACCCUCACAGGACGACGAAAAACAAAACAUUCCUCGCUGGGAUUUCGGUCGCAAAGUGGGUGCCCAAGCUAGCCCUAGCGAGUCGUGACACAUUUUGUGCGAGUGUGAAACUGUAUCCUCGCGCGGACGGUGGAAAACUCUGAUACCGAUCGGUUUUUUGGUCACGAUUUGCAGUGUUUACCAAGCGUCUAGUUUUAAUUAACCUUCGCGGCAAGUGCGAGCACAUCGGCAUUCAGGAGUCAGACCCAUCAUCCAUCCAGUGGCAGUUAAUUAAAGAUAAAGUUGAAACCUUGCCCGGUAGUUCGUGGAUAACGGGGGACUAAGUGCAGAUGAAAAUUGCCCUAAACAGAACAGCACCAACGUGCAUCGUAUAUGUGUGUGUAUGUGUAAACGGCGACGUAAACGUAGUGAAAGAGUAAAUAUCAAAUAUCGAAACGGAACCAAUAAGUUGGCAGGGAUUCGACAGCAACUGUGUAACAAAUAUCACUCGUAAAGCCUACGAUUAUGCGAUUGAAUCGAAAUAAAUGACGAAAUUGAAUAGCUCGGGAACUUAAUAAGUGUUUACCUAAAGUCGCGACAUGUCAUGACAUAAUCUCAUGACGCUUGUGAUAUAUCUUAAGCAUUAAUUAGAUUUUAAAACAUUCGACACUGUGCAAAUAAUUUUUUUUAAUGUGGAAAACUGCUGACAACGGAUCGGAUCGUUCAAUAACGGGAAGAAAAAGAAAAGAAAUCCAAUCAAUCGUUGUAAGAAAUUCUUCGCUUCCAACCGGAGGAACAAUGUGAUGCUGCUGCCCUCAGUCUGGAAGGAAAUGUGAACUGAAGACGAUAUCGUCGAACAAUAAAUUUUCCAGGAAAAAAGAAGAAAUUCCCGUUCGUUUAACAGAAAGUAGAGUGUUGUAAUAGAAGAAGCAGUAUAGUGAAGACACAGACAAAAAAUCAAUAAAGCCCAAAAUUGUUUUCGGACAAAUUCAGCUCAACUGAAGCGAAAAACUCACAUCCAUUUUUUCCUCGCUUUUUUUGGGAAGCUGGGUCGCCCGCAGGAAGAACGAAUAGGAAGAGAAAGUCGUCCCGGGGAAGAAGAACAAGUAACGAAGCAGCGAUAUCCUCACGCACGCACCGAGAGAAAAAUCACAGCUUCGAGUGUAAUAAUGAAUUUGGUAAAUUUUACGCCAAUCUGCGGGUGUGGGUAAUGCCACUAGUGCUUCUGCUGAGUCUACAGCACUCCCACCCAGAAGUGCCGGCGGUCGAUUGUGGGUGGCAGUGGGCAGAAAAUCAACGUUGUGGAGGUGGUGAAAUGUAAGUGUCGAUUCCACCACUGUAUCGCACCACAGCCAGCCAACCAUCUAUCGCCUACUACCUACAGCUCUCUAGCAUGGUUUUCUGGCGAAAAGGAGGGGGGCAGAAGAGUAGAAGAUGGGUCGUCAGUGCAAAUAUACCCCACUCGUCGUCGUGGUGAGAGUGUAAAAAUCCUCUAAUAACUUCAUAGACCUAGGAAGGGAAACGAGAGUGGAAGUGUUGUCACACGAACGAAUCACACAGACACCAAAGCACUGACACACGUGUACGGAGAAGACUGUGAGACUGACAAAGACGAAGCGCCAAACAAAAGUGUCUCUAUUGCGCAUAAAUUGUAAGCAUAUUUCUCGUCGUUCGGUUUUUAUUUUUUGCACCCAUCAUAGCGUGAACGGAAGCCUUCCUCGGUGUUGGUGCGGCGAGAUUAUAUCAAAUUACAUUUUAUCCGAGCUGGUGUGAGUAUGUCAACCGCGGGUGCAACACCACACGAGAGAAUAAAUAAGAGCAUCAUCACCUAGGAAAGAGUGUCCCAAAAGCACACAUACAACUACAGUUGCACAACUUAUCCAAGAGGGGGAGAGAUCGAAAGAAUAAUAAACAACGGCGUCAAAAGAAAAUAAAUAACUGCUUGAAUGCACACACACAAGGCAAUGUCUUGAAGCCAAGCUAAAGAAGAAGCGCUAGUACUCUUGAGAGCAGAGAGGCAAGAGAAAAAUAAAGUCAAAGCCUUCUGUGAUAAUCGAAAUCACCCCCUUUCCGCCCGACGUCCGGGGUUUAGAGUCCACUGUUCACACCACACACUAAUCCAACGACACCAGAAAAGGUCGUCUUCGUAGCUCGGCAGAUAUCCUCGAGACCGGUUUUUGUCCUCUUCUUGGUGACGACGAGAAAUUCACACAAAAGUUUUUGCCUCUAAUCCCCCUCGAUGUUAGUGUACCGAUUGGCUGCGACACACCAAUCCGCGAAGAUUAUCACACAAAAUAGAGGGAGUGGCCUGACCGUUUCGAGCCCCGCGUCCAAGAGUGUGUAUGUGCAAGUGCGAGUGAGAGGCCAGAGGGGUGCGGCCGACACCAGCUCAACACGAAAGGUGUGAUUACAGACACCAAAAACCAGACACCAAGCGCUUAGUUUGUCGCAGCAGCGGUAACCAGUUCAUACACGGCCGGCGUGAAGUUAGCAUCGUUGUUGUUGUUGUAGUUUUUGUUUCGUUUUUUUCUCUCGCUCUCGUGUGAUUCUCGCAGCCUCCCCCGCGCCGUGAGCGUACCCACCAGCCACCACCACCACUAGCACCAACCACCCACCCCCGUAGCCCCACUAUCGUGCUUGAAAUCACUGUGCCCACCGUGUGCUGCUUUGUGGGUGUGCGAGAGUGUCACGGUAAUUCACGACACGGCACGCAUUUUUUUACGACCUUCGCCGCGCGCGCGUUUCUGCGGUAGCUUCAGCGGUUUGGUUCCGGUGGCGUAGCCCCCAUUAGCCCUACGGUGCUGCAUGACUCGCGCGUGUUCUCAUAAACCAUCAUCCGCGGCUGUUCGCGCAAAAUUGGUGCUUCGAAAUUUCGCGGAAAACAGGAUAAACCAACAAAAGCUGCCGAGAAGCAAGCAAACUGUGACCCCCAGAGUGUGAGUGAACCGUGUACGCUUUGUAUCAAUCUCGCGUACUACCGCGGGGGCUUUCGUACGAAUCGACGGUGUUAGCCAAAACGCGAACAGUGAUUACUUAUUAAUUGCUCCAGAUUAAAAUACUACCAUCGGCCGACGCUAAUGUUAUCUGGCUGGGUUUCAGAAGAAAAAGGCCGCAAACAGUGCAAGUGACGGAAGAUAUACGAAUUAUCAUGCAUAAAUUAUCGAUUGAAACUGGUCAUUGUGAACGUACCGUGCAAUUACAUUGAGAAAACGGGAGCAUAAUUAGAAGUGUGUGAUUACAAAUUGCGCAAUUAAUUGCCGAAUGCAAAAAUAUUGAAAUAGUGCACUUCAAAUAGUGAAUUGAAGAAGUGAAACAGUGUUACGGUGAAGAACUAGAAAAACUGCCGACGCUAGCGGGAGUGUGUAAGCCACAGGACGACGACAACACACGCGGUGCGACCUCUCGGUGAUGUUGUAAUGAGAUACGACGGUCAAGAAUUACUCCAAUCUGACGAAUUCAGUAGGCCGGCGAAGGGAAUGGCCUAUCAUCCAUUCCUGCAGCUACCGAGACCCACUGACUUCAGCGUGUCGUCGCUGUUGACUGCGGGCUCUCCGCCCCAAGGACAGAACUCCCCCAGUGCUGGUGCCGGUGCUGCAGCAGCUGCCGCCGCAAGUGCCGCUGCCACUGCCAAUUCGCCGUACUUUCCGGCCGCAGCGCUGGCGGCCCUAUCGGGUGCUCCCGGAGCACCACCACCUCAUCUCUAUCCGGGAGCACUGCUGCCGAAGUUACCUCCUCAUCAUCCACACGCACAUCAUCCGCUGGGAGCCGCUUACACGACGGCCGAGGACGUUGUGCUGGCCGCCGUUGCUGCCCAUCAGCACCAUCCGGCGAUGAGACCGCUGCGGGCUCUGCAACCGGAAGAUGACGGGGUCGUUGACGAUCCCAAGGUUACCUUGGAGGGCAAGGAACUGUGGGAGAAGUUCCACAAACUGGGAACGGAAAUGGUCAUCACCAAAAGUGGCAGACAAAUGUUUCCGCAAAUGAAAUUUCGAGUGUCGGGACUAGAUGCAAAAGCCAAGUACAUUCUGUUACUGGAUAUCGUGGCAGCGGACGACUACCGGUAUAAGUUUCACAAUAGUCGAUGGAUGAUCGCCGGCAAGGCGGAUCCGGAGAUGCCGAAACGGAUGUACAUUCAUCCGGAUUCGCCGUCGACCGGUGAACAGUGGAUGCAGAAAGUGGUGUCAUUUCACAAGCUGAAAUUGACCAACAACAUUAGUGAUAAGCAUGGAUUUGUCGGCGAUGCCUCCGUCGUCUGGACGAUCCUCAACUCAAUGCACAAGUACCAGCCUAGAUUUCACUUAGUCCGAGCGAACGAUAUCCUAAAGCUACCGUACUCGACGUUUCGUACCUACGUGUUUAAGGAAACCGAAUUCAUAGCCGUAACUGCAUAUCAAAACGAAAAAAUAACGCAAUUGAAAAUAGAUAAUAAUCCCUUUGCAAAAGGGUUUCGUGAUACCGGUGCUGGCAAGCGGGAGAAGAAUGAGGCGCAAUUUUCAACUGCCACAGCAUUACGAAGUUGUUCCGCCUUUCGGCAGUCGCUCAUGGGCCAGCGGAGUUCCGACGGGGACAAACUCAGCCCAAGCUCCGUCAGCUCCUCCCGAGGUCCAGCUGGAUUGGACCACCGAACGAAUAGCAUAUCAACCCUAGAUGACGACGACAAGCUGCUGGAUGUUGUUGGACCACCACAAAGCCCACUCCUCUCGCUCAGUCAGCAGAUGCAGCAUCACGCAGGAUGGUUCAACUUUGAAGACGUGCAACGAGCGGAGGAAGCGAUGCGAAGGCGACUCCAGUCCGACGAGAACGAACGCGACGGAAGUGACUCCAACUGUUCGGAUAGUGUUUCAGGAAGCACAGGUGCCUUUCGUCCGACCUCGGGCAGCCCUAAGGAAUCGUCGAGUAGCGCCGGUACAUCAUAUCCUUCGCCAAAUAUCUCCGUAGGGCCACCCAUCCAUCCGCCUCCGCAUCUGUUACCGUAUCUCUACCCACCGGGACUGUACCCGCCGCAUCACCUCUCGCUCCUGCAUAAUCCAGCCGCAGCCGCAGCAAUGAAUCCCAGUUUGCUGUUCAACGCUCAACUUGCCCUCGCAGCGCAGCAUCCAGCCUUCUUCGGCCACUACUCAGGCCACUCACCAUCCUCGCCACUGCACGGUCUGAAAGGCCAUCGAUUCUCGCCAUACAGUUUACCAGGUUCCGGUAUGGGUUCGGCAUUCGAUGCGGUCACGCCCGGAUCAAACUCUGGAGGACCACGAAGUCUAAGCAGUAGUCCUCAUCCACGAGCUGCCUCAAACUCGCCACCUACGAGACCAAUCUCAGUGUCCCCCACUCCCACCCAGAACCCAACGUCUCCGGCCUCAGCCGAGACUGGUGCUACCGCAAUACCACCGUCAGCUCAGCCAGCAUCGAUGGUCACCACUAUGCCUUCCAACUCGCCGUCCGAGUUGAAGAGUAUAGAGAAGAUGGUCAACGGGCUCGAGGUGCAGCACAACAUCAACGGCAACCUGGAGAACAGUAAACUACAGCAACUCGCCAGUCACGACCAGUGACGACUCCUGGACGGUCCGGUGAGUGACUUGGGCAGCUCCCUAAAACUCGACCAGGACAUGUGACAGUUGGCAAUAAGUUCCAGCAAGUUAUUCAGCGCGAUGUGAAUCUCUUGUGCGUCAAAACAAAAAACCGUGAUCAUUCGCUUGCGGGAUGGGGUUUCGAAUGGGCAAUGUUAGCAGAACCUGUUAUCUAGAUGAAUUACUGUGCAAAUAUUUAUGCUUAAACUAUAAGGGACGGCAAUCCGAACAAAGUCAGUGCACGCGAUCAGCGGCAGAGGACAGUCAAUGGAAACCUCUGCCUUCGUUUUUGUGUAAAGUUAGUUAAAUGAAAAAAAAAA